Astyanax mexicanus (Mexican tetra) is the source of this 1909-nucleotide messenger RNA. RefSeq names its product pneumococcal serine-rich repeat protein-like. The transcript has 2 exons. Bases 1 to 1101 code for a protein of 366 amino acids. Lineage: Eukaryota; Metazoa; Chordata; Actinopteri; Characiformes; Acestrorhamphidae. The record is from RefSeq and is a predicted model, not a curated record.
AUGGAACAGCUCUUUGUUUCUGAGCUGGUCCCUCCCAGAACGUAUGAGAUGAGGACUUCUAUUACUACUGCUGCUGCUUCAACAUCAACAGCUGGAGCAUCUACUAGUACUGCUGCCGCAGCAUCCUCUGACUCCACUACUGCUGCUACUUUAACACCAACAGCUGGAGCAUCUACCAGUACUGCUGCUGCUACCUCUGACUCUACUACUGCUGCUGCUGCUGCUGCUUCAACACCAACAGCUGGAGCAUCUACCAGUACUACUGCUGCUUCAACAUCAACAGCUGGAGCAUCUACCAGUACUACUGCUGCUUCAACAUCAACAGCUGGAGCAUCUACCAGUACUACUGCUGCUUCAACACCAACAGCUGGAGCAUCUACCAGUACUACUGCUGCUUCAACAUCAACAGCUGGGGCAUCUACCAGUACUACUGCUGCUUCAACAUCAACAGCUGGAGCAUCUACCAGUACUACUGCUGCUUCAACAUCAACAGCUGGGGCAUCUACCAGUGCUACUGCUGCUUCAACACCAACAGCUGGAGCAUCUACCAGUACUACUGCUGCUUCAACAUCAACAGCUGGGGCAUCUACCAGUACUACUGCUGCUUCAACAUCAACAGCUGGGGCAUCUACCAGUACUGCUGCUGCUGCCUCUGACUCUACUACUGCUGCUACUUCCACAACAACAGCUGGAGCAUCUUCCAGUGCUUCUACACCUGUUCAAACAGUAUCUACAUCUAGUGCAAUUACAGGCACCACAUCUACUACUGGUGCAACCUCUGAUUCUACUACAGCAGCUGCUACCGUGACCACCACAACUUCACCAGCUUCAACAUCUACCCAAGCAACCAGCCCUGCAAGUACAGUGACUGCAGCAGUAGUUCCUGUUACAACAACAACCUCUACUUCUACUACUACUACUACUAGUGUACCAACAACCACUGCAAGCACCACCAGAACACCAACCAGCACUGCUGCUACCACCACAACCACACGCUCCACCACAAUCACCACAGCAGCAAACUCCAGUGAAAUAAGCUGCAGGGCAAGACUACUAAUGGCUGUGUUUCUUGCCAUUAUUUCACAUGUACUGAGCUAUUAAAUUAAGCUAGGAUCAGGUAGGGUUGGACUAUAUGGGCAAAAUUCAAAUCAUAAUUUAUAUCUUAAUAUAAUCAUAAAACAUAUUACAAUAAAAAAGCUAAAGAAAUUGUCCAGUAUGCCCACAAAACAUGUCUGCACCUUCCAACUUAAAAAAAAAUGAUUGUGACAGAUGAUGCAAAUAAUAUAUAUUGGAUUAAUGUCAAUGUGUUCAAAUAUAAAUGCGAUUGAAACAUUUUUGAAACAAGCCCUAGGAUCUGGUAGUGAUAACAUGACCAAUUUUCCUGAUCUCACAAGUAUUAAGCUAAUAUAUGUAUUUAUUUAAAGCACUUUAUUAGUUUACAGUUUUAUUUAAACGACAGUAAUAAAUAUACAGUAUGUAGGCAUUUAAGCUCUAAUUUAUGGUCUUCUAUGUGUUACUUAAUGUUCUAAUUUACCUGAAUAUUUAUUCUAUUUAUUGAUGUAUUGAUUGUUCACAGUAAGCUGUUUAACUGAAUCUAAAGCAUACACUUUACAACAUGUGAAAAAAGGGUGAUACAAAGUAUUAUUAACUCAUGCCUUAAAAUAACCAUUGUUUUUAAGGGGUUGAAUAAGUCAGAUUAAAAGGUUUUUAAUGAUCUCCUUAAUAGUAUUGUUCUUCUUUAGAUUCGGAAUGAAAAUGGUUCUUUUAUGGCAUCACAUCACAAAUAAUCCUAUGUAUCAUCAUUACUUUUAAAAUGUACUCAUGGUUUAUACCUUUAAUUUAUUUGUCUUUCUUUCUAUUGUUUCAUAUGUAAUUAGAGUAUAGUUCUUUCAGAUGACGCAAAGUAUUA